AUGGGCACGGGGAUUGCAAUGCCGCAGUGCAUGUGUAAGUGCCCAACUUUCUUCACCAAGGACAAGUUGAUGACGGAAUUCCAGGAUGAGCAGCUUUUCACUGGCCCGUUUUGGUCCUGUGAUCAGGCAAGCAGCUUCGCCGCGCAUCUGUCGCAGGCAAACGGGUUGGAGGAUCGUGCGACCAGGUCAACUGGAACUAGUGUCAGCUCAGACGCGGAUUUUGAUGCACGUCUCCGAGCCCAAGAGAAUGUCAACCAGGAAGUUGCCAAGGACAACGCGCACCUUGCCAAAGAGAUCGUCCUGGCACGGCAAAACAGAGAAGAGCUGAAAAAGCAGGUAAAGCAGGAGAACCAGCUGAUCUCCUUCCGGCGCACUGAACUGAAAGCUCUGGAGCAGCAGCUCACCAAGGGCGAGAAGUUUUUGCACAGAUCUCUGGACGCGAACGAUCCCACAAAGGAGCCGACGGCUCCUGCAAAAGACACGGAUACAACAUUGGAGCCCGAUGCAGGUCACGAAGAGGAUUUUCAGCUGCCUCUCCUGGGCGACAGUGGCGAUGCGCAUUCCGGCCUGGAUCAGUCCGGUGGCAACUCGUCCCUGAACAUGACCACUUCGCUGUCGAAGGCGAGCUGUGUUUUGCAUGCUGCUCAUGUGCAAAUUGGCUGGGGGCUGAAAGUGGUGAAAUCCAUGCAGCCGGCACAGGAGAAAAAGGCAAGUACUGAAGAGGAAGAGAGGAACGAGCUGGAUCAGACCGCCGCCCAAACCAGCAAGCUGCAGGAGGCCUUCGAUCACCUGAAGGCGGAAGCUUUGGCAGCCAAGCUGAAUGCUUUGGAGGGCGACCUGCACCAGGAAGGCCUCUUCUUUGCUGACCUGCAGAAGGCUACGGCCGCAGAAGUUACGGAAUCUUUGUCCUUCGAGGAGCAGAUUUCCAUGUCAUUCGCAGGUUGCGAUGGCUUCGACACCGGACGUCCCAGCUCUGUUGAAGGACGGAUUGAUGAAGACUGGUUGAGCCACUGUGCCUGUGCCAUGGGUGCAAAAGGCUCCGUAGAGGCCUUAACGGAGGCUGCCAAGGAUGCUGGCUUGGGCCCGUGCACUGCCUGGGUCCGUGCACUCUCGCCGCCGGAUCCCUUGCCCCAAGAAGGCGCCCCCUCGCCCAAUGGGACUUCUGUGCCGAGCUCUUCACCGAGUGGAAAGAGCCCAAAGGUUGAAAUCUGCCAGGGCUGCCAGGCCAAAGUCCAGGAGUAUGCGCAGGGUGCCAGGGCUGAGAUCCUUUGCCGCCUUUGCCUUCGCCGGGAGGACGAGGCGUUGCUCGCUCCAGCAGACCAGGAGCAAGGCGGCCUCGAUCGGCUAGCGACUGUCCUGGAUACAGUUUCAUGGAAAUAUUGGAAGCCUGGUGAGCAACCUGCGCAGAUUUUAGAUUGGAUGUUCCUCGGGGACUUGAAGGAGGCGACCGACUUCGAUCUUCUGCAACGCCAGAACAUCCGAGCGGUGUUGAACCUGAUCAACUGGUGGGAGCUGAGCUCACGGCUUCCCGAGGUCUCAGAUUUCACGUCGCUCUACUCCUCCCACGACGUCGAGUUUCUUGAGGUUGACUCGGAGGAUCGAUUAUUCUUCGAUAUUGUCGAAAAAUGUUGGCCGCAGUGUGAAGGUUUCCUUCGACGGUGCAAAGCUUCGGGUCAGCGAGUACUGGUCAACUGCAAAGCAGGUCACAAUCGAUCCGCAUGCAUGUGCGUAUGCUGGCUGAUGGUGCAUGAGGGUAUGACCCUUAUGGAUGCCGUCGAAGCUAUACAAUGUCGGCGAGGGACGAUUCUCUCUAAUCAUGGCUUUCGACUCCAGCUGGUUCGCCUGGCACUUCGCUACAAUCGUUUGGGCGACGUCGAGUUCGCGCAGAAGUGGACUGGACAGGUGGGGCGGAUGCCAAGGUCACUAGUCAAGCCGAGCAGCGGCACACGGCUCGACAGUAUCAUCCAUCAGAAGCGAAUGACGGUCCAGUACGACAUCAAACCGGAUCAGGAGAACACUGCAAGCUCCGUUCGAACAUCCUUGCAGACGAUGCGGCCUAGAAAGCUGUCCUUGAUUUCAGAGGAAGUGCACAAUGAACUCAAUCAGCGUGCCUUGAAAAUGGAGCUCCUAGCUUGCCUCUACCAUCGCGGCAAGAAGUUCCUGGAAGACUAUGAGUACACAUCCCAUCCGCCGACUGUUAUCGGCAGCGGCUUUAGCGGCGAUGUCUUCCUGUGCCGGAGAAAAGAACGAGCCGCUGUCCGGCAGAACAAAGAGACCUACGAGCGGUGCGUCAAGAUGUUCGACCUUUCGCGGAUGAGCCCGGAAAAGUUGGACAAGCUGAAGAAUGAAGCGGUGAUAUACCUUUCUCUUGAACAUCCCAACAUUGCACGGCUCUUUGAUGUCUACGAAGAUGAGGAGCAGGUCAGCUUGGUGAUGCAGUUCUGCUCUGGAGGCACCUUGGAGAAUGCCAUCCGAACCCAGGGAGCUUUCAGCGAGCCCCAGUUUCAAGAGAUUGCAGUGCCGAUGCUAAUGGCCAUCAACUACAUCCACCGCGCUGGGAUCGUGCACCGAGACAUAAAGCCACGUAAUUGGGUCUACGAGGCUGAUGGUAAGACGAUCAAGCUCAUCGACUUUGGCUUCAGCGUUAAGGGCUUCCUGGGAAAUGAAGGCUCCCUCCAGGGCUGUAUGGGAACGCUGGGCUACCUCGCCCCCGAAGUUGUUCUUGCGGGGCUGAGCAGCGACAAUGCCUACACUGACAAGUGCGACAUAUGGUCCUUGGGUGUCGUCUUCCUGGAGCUGCUGACGGGUGAACCUGCAUUCCACCGAGAUGCCGGGCAAUGCGAUGGGUACACGGAAGAAGUUGUGCUCAGAGAGAUCAAGGAAGUGACAGAGGAGUCUGUGGCAAAGAUCUUGGAUCCACUGCCCGGAGAUGUUGCGACCCUGCUGCGGCGAAUGCUUACACGGGAGCCCGUGACAAGGCCUUCGGCAGCCGAAUGCUUGGAAGAUCCAUACCUCGCCCAGGCGAGGGACAGGUUGAAAGACCCACCGCAGGCUAUGCCUGUGCGGACAAUUCUAGAUAGGUUUCACGCUCACUCCGUUGCCUCGCGCGCCGCCCGAGCCUGGUUGCUGGCAGUAGCCCGGUCACCGACAUAUCUGCCUUGGGAGGACUUCAUGGCCAUGAGGGACACGUUCAAGAUGUUCGAUGCCCACGGCCUGAGCGGAACAGUCAAGUUCGACCAGUUUCUCGAGGUCAUCGAGAGGAAGUCACAAGACUCUCCCACGAGAUCCUACUGGGCUAGCUCGUUAAAGCAGGUGAGCGGUGAAGAUGACCGGUUCAUGGUAUCAGCGGCGGCCUGCCAACAUGAUUCCAUUCGGAGAGUCUGGCGCGCGGUGUGCGGAGAGCAGGAUUCUCUGAGCUACUGCGAGUUUUUGGCAGUGCUCCUUCCUCCGAUCGAGGAUGUCUUCGAAGAUGCGGGGGAGAAAGUCCAGCCUGAAGACCUUUCUCCCUUGAACCCGAAGCAACAGUGGAUUCCCUCGAAGCCCAUCUCGGAGUACAUCGUGCGGCUGAAGAGAACCAGCACCAAUUUCUGGGCAACCCAGAUUUUCAACGAGCACACAAAGGUGAGAGAUGCCGUGCUGGAAAUGGCUCGCAAUCACAUGAGGUGGUGCCUGGUGAAGUACGAGGAUGGCUCACACAAGUUCUUCGAUUACUUCGACAUCAACCAUAAGUUGCUUGAGACCGCGCACACGGCAGACCAGGCUGCCAGGACCCUGGAGCUCCUUUGCGAGGCGAGCAUCGGGACUUUGGCCAACUGCUCGAGAAUUUGUGCAUUUGUGCCAGCUUCGGUUGACACACCAGCGCGCGAAGUGCUGAAGAUAAUGGCAGGCCGGAAGCUUCCAAGCCCAAGUAGCGCCGACAGCUCCAGACAGGGCAAAGCACGGCGAGUGCCUCUGAUGGAUGCAGAAGGCAACAUUGUUGGAGUAUUCUCUGCACCAGAUUUUCUCCACUUGGCUUUGCGCUACACGGCGCCUUCGGCCGUUCUCAAAUCCUUAUCCGCAAAGGUCUUCGAUCGUCGAAGCACCAUCCUGCAGGUGUCUGUUCAACAAGAUGAGCCUUUGCUGCACGCCUUGCAGAACAUGAAGGCGGCAGGCCUUUCCAUUUGCCCGACGACCUCACGAGAGCUGUCUGGAGAUCUGGGUGGGGUUGUGGCCAGCAACGUUGUUUCCGUUGCCGACUUGAAGUGGAUCAUUCGCUCCGGCAGGUUUGAUGCUCUGGGCAUGUCCGUUUGUGACUUCCUCUCGUGGCGUACGGAGGCGGAGGCCCAGAGCCUGGAUCAAAUCCUACGGCUGCAGCGGCUGCACCGUUUUAAUGUUGUCUCAGUUCAUGAAGGUGCAUCGCUUCACACCCUCGCCUUGCGGCUUCUCGCCUCGAAGCUUUCGCGGCUUUUUCUGGCCUCGGACGAGAUCGCCCGCAUCGUGGGCAUCGUGUCUUCCAGGGACAUCAUUCUGCAAGUUCUAGACCAGAUAGUGUAA
Molecule: messenger RNA, 4533 nt
Organism: Symbiodinium sp. CCMP2592
Lineage: Eukaryota; Dinophyceae; Suessiales; Symbiodiniaceae
Source: the annotation of a GenBank genome assembly